This is a messenger RNA of Seminavis robusta, 735 nucleotides long. The record is from the annotation of a GenBank genome assembly. Lineage: Eukaryota; Bacillariophyta; Bacillariophyceae; Naviculales; Naviculaceae.
AUGCAGGGAAACGGAGCCAGCCCAAUGUUUUGGGUAGAUAUUAGUGCUGCCCUUGUGGCCUGUAUGAAAGAUAGUGGAUUCAGUGCAAUGCCAAUUGCAUGCAAAGCCCUCCAUUUUGCAGGGUUCCUUUUUGUGGAUGACGCUGCCAACAUCCAUGGUACAGAUAAGGACCCAAACACCUCUGCUGUUGACUUUCUCCAGGACUUCCAAGAUUCAGUGAACUGCUGUAUUGGUGGUUGUGAUGUCUCGGUUGGUGGUGAGGACCCAGGUUUUAUUCGAAAUGGUGACAAUGAGACAGAUACGAAGGUCAAGCACAGGUACAUCAUCAAAAACUGUCUGCUGCCAUGGAUUGAUAAUCUCCGAGUGGAAGGUUGGAAACGUGGAACACCAAUCCCUGAGAACAAAGCCGCCGUUGCAUGGUGCGAUGGAGAUAUUGCUCAGUUGUCCACAAUUGCUAAUGAGUCAACCCUUAGCAACUAUAGAGACAGGAAAAUCCACCUGUGCAAGCAAUCUGCUGCUCGGUCAGCCACUUCUGGAUGUACUGGACCUGUUUGGAUGACAAUUGCUGGUUUCAAUGAUGAGUGUGAGCCUCCAAAAGACCAAUGCAAAGACAGAGUUUUGGUUCUUCAAAUCGAUGGUUUGUGUGUUGGUGGUGGCGGUGUCUCGGUUAGUCGCGAGGACCCGGGUUUUGUUGUUUUGUUCGCAAUGAUGGCGACAAUGAAACAGAUAAAGUAA